AUGGCCGCCACCGCCGGGGCGUCGGACGACAGCGGUAGCGUCGGCGGCGGCGGGGGCGGCGAGCGGAUGAAGCUGCUGUGCAGCCUGGGCGGGCGCAUCCUCCCGCGCCCGGGGGACGGCACGCUGCGGUACGCGGGCGGGGACACCCGGAUCGUGUCCGUGCCGCGCGGGGUGUCGCUGCCGGACCUCCUGGCGCGGCUCGCCGACGCGUACGGCGGUGCCACGGGCCCGCACUUCGCCGUCAAGUACCAGCUCCCCGACGAAGGGCUCGACGCGCUCAUCUCCGUGUCCUCGCCGGAGGAUCUCGAUAACAUGGUCGAGGAGUACGACAAGCUCAGCGGCGCCAGCCCGAAGCUGAGGGUGUUCAUCUUCCCCAUCCUGGAUGCGGCGGGCGGCAUCGGCGCCACCGGCGGGGAGGAGUUGGAGACCGGGAGCUUCGACGCGGGCCUUCGGUACCUGGAGGCCGUCAACGGCAUUGUGCGCAAGGACAGCAUCGCGAGCCUCUCGUCCACGCAGUGCUCUGACGGGGGGCUGCCCCCUCCGGCGCCGUCAGGUGGCGGCGGCGGUCCUGGGUCUCCAGCUGGGCUCUCCCCCACCUCCACUAGCUCAAAUGAUGCUGCGAGAUCGAACAUCAGUGGGGCUGGGGUGGCGCCUCCGCCCCUUGUUGAUGUCUUCAGCAAUGCUGCUCCUGCUCCAGUACAGGUUAAGCCACAGGAGAUUGCUGCUGAAGGGAGGGCUCCCCAGGCGAAUCCACAUCCACAUCCAGAGGUAGCUACACAUCCCCAUCCGGAGGCAGCGAGGUACCGGCAACCACUAUCACAGCUGCCACCACUGCCUCCUGUGUUCAUGAACGAUCAUAGAGAUGCCAUUCAGGGUCUGAAUCAGCAGCCACCAGGGCACGGUCCAAGAUUCGAGGACUGCCACAUGUGCUUGAAGGCAUUGCCUCACGCCCACUCUGAUCCGGUGGUGAAUGAGUAUGGCAAUGAGGUGCAUGGAGGGGCUGCUCCUGAGCCCGGGCCUGUGUUCAUGAGCCUGCGGCCUGAAGAUGUGGCAAGGAUGAUGAUACCGGAGAGGGGUGUUCAGGCACCAAUGGGGGCUUAUGGAUACACACAUAUGCAUCCAGUGCCACAGGAGAGGGUGUAUGUGCCCAAGAUGGAAGGGGUUACAAACUCCGUGCUCAUUGAUCCAACUGGCUUGCAUCAGCAUGUCGAGAAGGACAGAGUAGUUUCUCCAAGUUCUGCCCAUACUGAUGUUGCGAGCUCUCAUCAUCAAUUUGUGCAGCAGUCACAGCAGCAUUUACCUUCUGGCCAUGGGAUGCCUCAGUAUUCAGUGAAGCCUGCUAGUCCCAAUAACCCGCUUGCUGGUGAAGGUAGUGCAAGUGGCAAUUCAAGGCAUCGUGAGGAUGGACAGGUGUAUCGUGACAAUGCGCCUCCAGUAGCACCUGUGGCUGUGCCAACAUACAUGGCAAAUGUGGACAGGAUGAUGGAUUCACUCUGGAUGAGCCCCAGCGAGGUUUCUAGCUCUACUGAAAAAAGGAAACAUGCAAUGUCUCCUGACAGUGGUUUACCCCAGAAUGCAGUGCCAGAUCACUCUCAGGGGCAUCCAGAGAAUAGUAUCAGUACCUGGCCAGAUACCCGAGCAAAUGAGGUUCAUCCAAGCAACACCAAUACUUUUUUUGAUGUUAGUGAACCAAAGGUAUUGCUUCAAACUGAAUCUGCACCACCACCUUCUGUGGCCAGCUCUUAUCUGCACAAUGUCCAGCAUGUUAAUAUGAGCCAUAUGCCACAUAUGAUGAGCAUUGGGGGACCCUAUUCUAGUUAUGUUGGUGCUACAGUCGGACCUGGUGGAUUGCCUCAAUCAACUUAUGGUAUUGAUAUGGUCUAUCCAAAUGCCACUGUUAAUCCAGUGAAUGAGAGAAGAGAUGUUCCGCCUGAAGUUUAUCACAAGGAAGCUCCACAUGAAGUCGUAGCUCCUCCAAACACAGUUCAGUUGCCAACAGCAGCAUUGCCAAACCAUGCUCCAAAUGUGGAUCAAGCAGCUGCAAAUGCACAUGCACUGCCACCAAGACCUAAGAGGGUAGCAAGCAGGGAGAACAUCAGCCCAAAGGAUCCCCAUCCACACAACUCUUUGUUGAACUGCAAAGGGCCAGAUCUGAAUAUUCCAGCUGAGGAUGUUUCUCUCCAGAAACAGUCAGAUCACAAAGGUGAUGACAUCUCUAACCCAGAUUUACUGAGUAUGGAGGAUGGGUUAGGUACAUCUAAAGCUCAGUCAUCCGAGCCUCAACCUCCUCUGGUAAAUGAUGGAGUUGGGGCCAUUACCAAUAAAGUAGAAGGUGAAGUCCACCCCAACGAGGUUUCCAAGAGCAGGCCAGCAGAUUGGAUUUCAGGAUUUCCAGUUUCAGAUGGACACCUGCAGAUUAUAAAGAACAAUGACCUUGAAGAGCUCCAAGAGCUUGGUUCUGGAACUUUUGGAACUGUCUAUCAUGGUAAAUGGAGAGGCACUGAUGUUGCAAUAAAACGAAUCAAUGAUAGAUGUUUUGCUGGGAAACCAUCUGAGCAAGAAAAGAUGCGGUCUGACUUCUGGAAUGAAGCAUCUAAACUUGCCGAUCUGCACCACCCAAAUGUUGUCGCUUUUUAUGGUGUUGUUCUUGAUGGACCUGGGGGAUCCAUUGCCACAGUUACAGAAUAUAUGAAAUUGAUGGUGCUACAUGGCGCUGAUGUUUACUUUUUUCUGGGCAGAACCCUCGAUCGACCCUUUGGAAUGGAAUACUUGCAUAGCAAAAACAUCGUGCACUUUGACCUGAAAAGUGACAAUUUGCUUGUUAAUUUAAGGGACCCUCAGCGUCCAAUAUGCAAGGUUGGUGAUCUUGGGCUUUCAAAAGUGAAGUGUCAGACCUCAUCUCUGGAGGUUGAUGUAUUCUCUUUUGGGAUUGUUCUCUGGGAACUGCUAACAGGAGAAGAGCCAUAUGCAGAUUUACACUAUGGUGUUAUAAUAGGUGGCAUUGUGAGCAACACUCUACGGCCGCCAGUGCCCGACUCCUGUGACCCAGAGUGGAGGUCACUAAUGGAGCAAUGCUGGUCAACAGAACCAUCUGAGCGGCCAAACUUUACAGAUAUUGCAAACAGGCUGCGCUCCAUGGCAGCGUCCCAGAAAGUACAACAUUAA
Messenger RNA from Miscanthus lutarioriparius, 3165 nucleotides. Lineage: Eukaryota; Viridiplantae; Streptophyta; Magnoliopsida; Poales; Poaceae. The record is from the annotation of a GenBank genome assembly.